Sesamum indicum (sesame) is the source of this 1872-nucleotide messenger RNA. Its product is annotated as low-temperature-induced cysteine proteinase. The record is from RefSeq and is a predicted model, not a curated record. Gene Ontology annotation, molecular function: cysteine-type peptidase activity. Gene Ontology annotation, biological process: proteolysis. NCBI's taxonomy places the organism in Eukaryota, Viridiplantae, Streptophyta, Magnoliopsida, Lamiales, Pedaliaceae.
UUUCCCAUAGUGUCCCUCCAUUCUGCCUUUAUAGUUUCCCUCUACCACCCCACUUUUUUCCAUUCCUUCUUACCCCAAAAGAAUCAGAACCAUGGCGACAAACUCUCCAUCUUUGUUUGCGCUGUCUCUUUUUCUCUCUUUGUUCCUCGCCACAUCAUGGGCUUCCGAUAUGUCCAUCAUAACAUACGACGAGAACAACCACCUCGCCGGGCCGGGCCUGCGGUCCCACGACGAGGUCAUGUCCAUGUACGAGUCGUGGCUGAUGAAGCACGGCAAGUCCUACAAUGCUCUCGGCGAGAAAGAGAGGAGGUUCGAGAUUUUUAAGGAUAACUUGAGGUACAUAGACGAGCAGAACGCCUUGGGUGGCCGGACAUACAAGCUCGGUCUUAAUCGCUUCGCCGAUUUGACCAACGAGGAGUACCGGAAGACGUUUCUCGGCGCCAGACCCGACGGCAAACGCCGCUUGACCAGCACGAAGAGCGAUCGCUAUGCGCCCAAGGUCGGGGAGAGCUUGCCAGAUUCCAUCGACUGGAGAGCCAAAGGCGCUGUUGCUCCCGUUAAAGAUCAAGGCAGCUGCGGGAGUUGCUGGGCGUUCUCUACGAUUGCUGCUGUUGAAGGUAUAAACCAGAUAGUUACUGGGAACUUGACCUCACUUUCCGAGCAAGAGCUGGUGGAUUGUGAUACUUCCUAUAAUCAAGGGUGCAAUGGGGGUCUCAUGGACUAUGCUUUCGAGUUCAUUAUCAAAAAUGGUGGCAUUGAUUCCGAGGAAGAUUAUCCUUACAAAGCCAGGGAUGGCAGAUGUGACCAAUUCAGGAAAAAUGCUAAAGUUGUAUCGAUCGAUGGUUACGAAGACGUACCUGAGAACAAUGAAAAGGCACUGCAGAAGGCGGUUGCUAAUCAACCUGUCAGUGUUGCCAUUGAAGCCGGUGGGAGGGACUUCCAACUCUAUGAAUCAGGUAUAUUCACAGGGAAGUGUGGAACUUCCUUGGACCACGGGGUGGCUGCUGUUGGGUAUGGCAGCGAAAACGGUAAGGACUAUUGGAUUGUGAGGAACUCCUGGGGUUCAAGUUGGGGGGAGAAGGGCUACAUUCGGAUGCAGCGUAAUGUGGAAGUGAGAACGGGUCUAUGUGGAAUUGCUGUAGAGCCCUCUUACCCAACCAAGACAGGCGCAAAUCCUCCUAACCCUGGUCCGUCUCCUCCAUCUCCUGUCACACCACCCUCUGUUUGUGAUGACUACUACGAAUGCCCUGAGAGCACCACCUGCUGCUGCGUUUAUGAAUAUUCUGGCUACUGCUUUGCAUGGGGAUGCUGCCCACUCGAGGGUGCCACUUGCUGCGAAGACCACUACAGUUGCUGUCCGCAUGAGUACCCCGUGUGCCACAUUCAGUCUGGAACUUGCUCAAUUAGCAAGGACAAUCCGCUUGGAGUGAAGGCAAUGAAACGCAUUCUUGCCAAACCAGUUGGGACGUUUGGCAAAGAAGGCAGGAAGAGCAGCUCUUGAGAAACUCUCUGAAGUCUGACCCGGCAGGUGAGGAGGUUCCUGGAACUCAGAUCAUAGGGGGAGGAACUAGAUGAUGUUUUCAGGUACCGUGUUUCCGAAACUUCAUCUGCUGCUGAGGUGAAAUCGUCGGUUUUAAGAAGAAGCUGAUUUGUACAUGAUUUAUUGUCUGUGUUUCUCUGCCUUUGAAUCCGAACAACUGAAACAGGUCCUUGUUCUACAGUUUCUGAUUAGUUCCUGUACAGUUCCAUUUUCUUUAUGAUUAAGAAGUGGCUGCUUUGGUAAUAAGCAGCUCAUAUCCAUAAUUGUGUUUGUACUCCAAUUUGUACUUGAUUCAUAUAUGGGGAAGACCCUUUUCUAUUUGGAAUACCUCA